CAAACAUGCGGUGGGUAAAAUAUAUAUAUCUCAUAAUCACUUUUUGCUGCUCCCUCUUCCACCCUUGUCUUGCUUAUAAUACUAAGUAGUCACCAUGGAUCGUUCGGGAAUUAAGCUAGCCAGAGUCGUAAAAGUUCUUGGUCGCACUGGAUCGCAGGGACAGUGUACCCAGGUUCGUGUCGAGUUCAUCGAGGACGCUAGCCGAUCGAUUAUCAGAAAUGUUAAGGGCCCAGUCCGUGACGGAGAUAUUCUAACUCUUCUAGAAUCCGAGCGAGAAGCCAGACGUCUGCGUUAAUUCGCUCAUGAAUGAUAAGCUUGAUUUAUAAAGUAGAGUCACCGACUACUCGACAAGGUGCACACCAGCGACGAUGUGAAAUUCUUGCGGAAAAUCCCAGCUUUUUAGUAGAUAGUUAAGCUUUGUUGUGCAAUUUCAUCGUAAAAUUGAGCUGUUUUGCAGAUAAAUUAAUGUAGUCUGUACCAUGUGCAUAAUAUUCGCCGCGACGUUAGUACGUAUAAAUCAGUGAUAGUUAUUUCGUCUCCCUCAAACGAAUUUUUAUAUAUCGCCAUAAAGAGUGGAUUUCCAUUUAGC
Sphaeroforma arctica JP610 is the source of this 589-nucleotide messenger RNA. Its product is annotated as 40S ribosomal protein S28. The record is from RefSeq and is a predicted model, not a curated record. Gene Ontology annotation, biological process: ribosomal small subunit assembly; maturation of SSU-rRNA; translation. The transcript has 3 exons. Gene Ontology annotation, cellular component: cytosolic small ribosomal subunit; ribosome. Bases 95 to 295 code for a protein of 66 amino acids. Gene Ontology annotation, molecular function: structural constituent of ribosome. Lineage: Eukaryota; Ichthyosporea; Ichthyophonida.